AUGACCCAAUUCAGAUUCACUAUAGAUGAGUACCCCAGGACGAUCUAUGAGUUUGACGCGUCGACGCUCAAGACUGUCAGAGCUCCUUUCAAAGGGCACACCGGUACCAUCAUCUCUUUCUACGACACUAUCAAGCUAUGGACCUUCGAAUCCCGCCAGCUCCUUGGCUCAUUUGAUGUCCAAAAUACUCCCUUCACCCUCGCCCUCUCGCCCGAUUCACGCCAAUUGGUUUACACGUUUAUGGAUGACACCGAGAUCUACACAUACAACAUCCUAGCCAACAUCCUUGCUAGCAUUGGGCUUGCAGAAGAACCGCAGCCUAGUAGCAGCAAACCUGAAUGUUCACGCUAUGUUGGUCUACCCAACUUCCCCGCUACAUCCCCCCUACCUUGUCCACCUAAAAAACCAGACAAAAACUCUCGAUCCACCCCGGCACCACCCACCACCCAAUCCUCCGUCAUCAGUGCUUCUGAGACCCUCGAAUUUAGCUUACGUCGACUAUCAACCUGGUGGCCCCCUCAUAAGGAUCCUGCAUCGCUGGCUAUCGUCGAUGUUCCUCUCGCGCCGGGUAAAGUGCGGUACGCUACAUCAGGCGCUCCCGGUGAUGAUGAUGACCUGAUACACGACAAAGACUAUGUUUCCCCUCCUCCUUCCCCAAAUCCCCGCUCACGCCAGCUACCUGCAUCAGAUAUUAUCAAUGCCGGAAAGCAUAGAAGUGGCCGAUUCUGUUUCUGCUUCUAACUGAUUUCGAACUUAUUCUUUGGUGUUUCGUAACUGGGCUCGUUGCUCGUUGUAUGCGUUGUCUUAGCGUGAGCUUGUAUGCUUACUAUAUUUAAGCACGAACCACAAUGUUUCUUAAAGCAUCUAAGCAUGCAUUUCCAGUGGCUCGGUGUCAAUUGUGUUUACUUCAUCAGCCUGUGCUCAGUAAGUUAGCACUUAUUCCUCCAAGCAUUGGCUCCAUCGAUACUAGCUUAUUCGGUGAUUUUUUACGAACUACGAUCAAUUCUACUAAGAACUGGUGCUUCUCCUGCAAUCAGACUGUCCUGCACGGAUGCUGUCUUUGACUACAGUAACAAUACUUUCUUGUCUG
Suillus subaureus is the source of this 1090-nucleotide messenger RNA. RefSeq lists its product as uncharacterized. NCBI's taxonomy places the organism in Eukaryota, Fungi, Basidiomycota, Agaricomycetes, Boletales, Suillaceae. The record is from RefSeq and is a predicted model, not a curated record. Gene Ontology annotation, molecular function: protein binding. The transcript is spliced from 7 exons. The coding region runs from base 1 to 741 and encodes 246 amino acids.